GAAGAAAGUCCACGACAGCGCCCUGAGUAUUUGUAUACAAUCAACUCACCACGUCCACGUCGCUCCACGCAUCUCCACCCUCCAUCCAAUCUUCGCCGUAUCCCACACAGCUUCAAACACAGCCUUGAGGCACAAAUCGCCCGCAAUGGCUUCCACAUACAACCAGCAGCAGCAGUCGGUGUACCCCAACACCUAUGUCGGUUUCGACAGCAUCACUUCGCAGAUCGAGAAGAAGCUCGUGAAGCGUGGUUUCCAGUUCAACAUCAUUUGCGUUGGCCAGACUGGUCUCGGAAAGUCAACGCUUAUCAACACCAUCUUUGCCUCGCACCUCAUGGACAGCAAGGGCCGUCUUACCCCUGAGGAGCCCAUUCGCAGCACCACCGAAAUCCAGGCCGUUUCCCACAUCAUCGAGGAAAACGGUGUCCGUCUCCGCCUCAACAUUGUUGACACCCCCGGAUACGGUGACCUGAUCAACAACGAGCGCUGCUGGGACCCAAUUGUCAAGUACAUCAAGGACCAGCACAGUGCCUACCUCCGCAAGGAGCUUACCGCGCAGCGAGAGCGAUACCUCCAGGAUACCCGUAUCCACUGCUGCUUGUUUUUCAUCCAGCCUUCCGGCCACGCCCUUAAGCCCAUCGAUAUUGUUGUGCUCAAGAAGUUGAGCGAGUUCGUCAACGUCGUUCCUGUCAUCGCCAAGAGUGACAGCUUGACCCUCGAGGAGCGCGCUGCUUUCAAGGAGAGGAUAAGGGAGGAGUUCCAGUUCCACAACCUCAGGAUGUACCCAUACGACAACGAGGAGCAUGACCAGGAGGAGGUUGCUUUGAACACUUCCAUCAAGGGCAUCCUUCCUUUUGCCGUCGUCGGUUCGGAGAAGACCAUCGUUGUCAACGGCAAGCAAGUCCGUGGACGUCAGAACCGUUGGGGAGUUAUCAAUGUUGAGGAUGAGAAUCACUGCGAAUUCGUCUACCUCCGCAACUUCUUGACCCGCACCCAUCUCCAAGACCUUAUCGAAACCACCUCCCAGAUCCACUACGAGUCCUUCCGUGCCAAGCAGCUCCUUGCUCUCAAGGAGAGCUCUGCCGUUGGUGGUCACAGCUCCAGGCCCAUCUCGCCCGCUGCUGAGCGCGAGUUGAGCCGGAACAGCCAGAGAAUGACCAUGAACGGCUAUUAGGUGGCGCCUGUUUCGUGAGCCUACUUUGAGCGUGUAAUAAGGAGACGUCGAUUGAAACGGUUUUCAGGACGCUUAAAGGGGCUACAGUCGGGGCACAGAAUGGGGGAAGAAGAGACCGUUGCCGUAUGAUACCAGUGCAGCACUUAGGCACGAUCGGAGCCGUUGGGAGGAGAGACAUACAUUCUAUAUUUGAACAGCCUUAGGUUUAUUGGAUCGAUAUCGUUUUAGUCCGGAUGAAAACUUUCACUUCUCUUUCUUAUGUAUCAAGCGUGGGGUUUUGGGGACUGUUACCCAGGCAUUACUGGUUAUACCUGGGCGUGGGUGUCUGGGGUAGUGACAUACAGUAGUGUGGUAAUACUCAAUUAAAGACCUCCUAGGCUCUCCAUAUAUUCU
Aaosphaeria arxii CBS 175.79 is the source of this 1564-nucleotide messenger RNA. RefSeq names its product cell division control protein-like protein 10. The coding region runs from base 146 to 1171 and encodes 341 amino acids. Gene Ontology annotation, molecular function: GTP binding; molecular adaptor activity; GTPase activity. Gene Ontology annotation, biological process: cytoskeleton-dependent cytokinesis. The record is from RefSeq and is a predicted model, not a curated record. Gene Ontology annotation, cellular component: microtubule cytoskeleton; septin complex; septin ring. NCBI's taxonomy places the organism in Eukaryota, Fungi, Ascomycota, Dothideomycetes, Pleosporales. The transcript is spliced from 4 exons.